Messenger RNA from Sander lucioperca (pikeperch), 1311 nucleotides. Its product is annotated as P2Y purinoceptor 1-like. The transcript has a single exon. NCBI's taxonomy places the organism in Eukaryota, Metazoa, Chordata, Actinopteri, Perciformes, Percidae. Gene Ontology annotation, biological process: G protein-coupled receptor signaling pathway. Gene Ontology annotation, cellular component: membrane. The record is from RefSeq and is a predicted model, not a curated record. Bases 242 to 1240 code for a protein of 332 amino acids. Gene Ontology annotation, molecular function: neuropeptide receptor activity.
UACAAAAAGCGAUUUAAAAAAAUUAAUUGCCCCAGUUCCUUUUGGGCACCUUACCAUUUAAUCAUUGCAUUUUAUCAUUGCACCUACUCGUCUUGCUAAGACGAGUAGGUGAUAAGAUUCUAAGAAUACUGCAAAUUUCACAGGAAAUGACCUCUAAAGACAUAUUUCCUCAUUCACUUUAACUGUUCUCUGCACCAUAGCGUACUUGCUUCAAAGUAUUUGCUGCUUUUCGGGAGACAGAAUGAAGAACACCUCUUUUCAUCGCAUCAGCUUUGAGUUUGCAGGCCAAUUCCUGCCUCCUGUUUACAUCUUAGUCUUCGUCAUUGGUCUGGUAGCUAAUGGAUGGGGAUUGAAUUCUUUGCUGCACAACUGGAAGAAACUAAAGAUCAUCAAUGUUUUUGUUCUCAAUCUCGGACUUUCUGAUAUUCUGUACCUGCUCACACUCCCAUUGUUGAUGGUGUACCAUGUUUUAAACAGUAAAUGGAUCUUUGGAGACGCAUUCUGCAAGAUAACAAGAUUUUGCUUCAACCUGAAUUUAUAUGGCAGCAUCGGGUUCCUUACGUGUAUAAGUGUAUACAGGUACCUGGCUAUUGUCCAUCCAAUGAGAGUGAUGGGAAGAUUAACUGUCACUCACUCUGUGGGGAUCUCAGUCAUGGUUUGGUUCUUGGUGAGCGUUCAAAGUCUUCCAGACAUGUUCUACAGCAAAACAUUUGGAAACAACACUGAGCAAUGCUUCGAUACCACCUCUGACAUCUAUGUUGAUGAUUACAUUAAAUACAGCCUUGGAUGGACAUUUACUGGGUUUUGUAUCCCAUUGCUCAUCACACUGGGCUGCUAUGGACAUGUGACUGUCGUUCUCUGCCGCACAAAUACAACUGACAAGGUACUGAAACAAAGAUGCUUGAAGUUGUUGUUCAUCGUGAUUCUUCUCUUCUCUGUUUGUUACAUCCCCUAUCAUGUACUGAAGAACCUGAACCUCUGGUCAAGAAUUCUGCAAAAACAGAAUAUACGCCAUGAAUGGUCUAAUGGAGUCUACAUUGCUCAUCAGAUAAGUCGUGGCCUUGUGUGUCUGAACAGUGUUCUCAACCCUCUGGUUUACCUCCAUGGAAAUGAAGAUAUUCCUGCUCAGCUCAGACGACGACUCCAGCAAGCUCGUCAGAUGUUCAGCCGUCCGCCUCCAGCAAACUCUGUUGGUGUGCCUAUGGCACAAAUCACAGAUGGAGGUUAUAGAACAUGUUAAAACAUUUUGCUGUAUAUGUCAUUAUUUUUUUUCUAUUGCCACAUCUAUAUUACGUUUAUAUUUGUGCUAUG